AUGCAGAUGAUGUGGCAAAGCCAGGGGCAGGCGGAGGGAGUGGGGAGAGGCGCAGGCAUAAGCUGCUCAGGGUCGGCGGGGGAGAUUGCUUCCGCGGAGCGGAUGCGAAGGGCACAGGAGAAGCGGGCUGCGGUGAUGAGAGGUGAGGUCGGUGGUGACAGGGUGGGGCCGGGGGAAGGCGAUGGCAGGGUGGUGGGGGAGAUGGCGGAAGUGCGCAGUGGCACUCACAGCACAGAGCUCUGCCAUGCCGCUGUAGCGCCGUGGGGUAGAGGGGCGCUCGAUGGCGCUGCUUGUAGAGCCGAGCGGGAACAGCAUGUGCAAGGACGUGUGUUAGCGGAUAGGCAGUCGUUCGCGGGGAACCCGAGGACCACGCCACUGGCAGCUGCGCCAAUAGCAGAGUGCAUGUGGCAGAUUGUGGAUUUGCAGCAACAGUGGCAGCCGUCUGUCGUGCACCUUGCUCUCCCUGCCAAGCCAAUCCGUGCCACCGUCUCGCAGCACCCGCACCCGCUGACUGCUCCUUCUUGGGGCCGCUUCGACUGGGCUCGCAAGAACCGCGGGCAGAUGGGCAGCCGGCGCAGUGGAGCGGCAGGGUGA
Closterium sp. Naga37s-1 is the source of this 594-nucleotide messenger RNA. The record is from the annotation of a GenBank genome assembly. Lineage: Eukaryota; Viridiplantae; Streptophyta; Zygnematophyceae; Desmidiales; Closteriaceae.